UUUACCAAGUCAGCGAUGGAAGAGCAUCAAACAAGCUUUAGUGAUAUAACAAGCGAGACAAAGAGCAUCUCGUAAAGAAGCAUCAGGACAAAAUUUUAUUUUUUAUUUUUUGUUUUUAAAAGAAAACAUUUGAAAGAAAGCUCCAUAUUAACAAAAUGGAAUGGAGCUUAUUACCUUUACAACGACUACUCGAUUGAUCUCUUCAGCUCAUUAAUCUCAUCUCAGAAAACAAAGCAUCGGUCUCUGCUUCAAUGGAGCUCUCUCCCCUGUUCCUCCCCGCUCUGCUUUUGAUCCUAAUUCCCGACGUUUUCACCCACCGGACCGCCGCGCAGGCCAACAGCACCAACACUACGCUAUUUUCUUGCUCGUCGGAUACCUCGCCGGUACCUCCCUGCGCUACCUUCGUGCUGUACCGGACGCAGCCUGGCUACACCGAUCUCGCCCACAUCUCCGACCUCUUCGGCACCAGCAGCCAGAUCAUACAGGAAGCCAACGGUCUGCCGUCCGAGUCCAUCACUUUCCUCCCCGGCCAGCUCAUCGCCAUCCCAAUCAACUGCGGAUGCACCGGUAACCGGUCGUUCGCGAACGUCACGUACUGGAUCGCAUCCGGCGACAACUUCUACUUGGUCUCCACCCGCCAGUUCGAAAACCUCACGGAUUACCUGACCGUGGAGGCCUUGAACCCAGGGGCAAAACCGAACGAGCUGAAGCCAGGGCAGGCCGUGCUGGUGCCGCUGUUCUGCAAGUGCCACGAUGAGGCCAUGGCGGAGCGAGGCAUCAACUAUCUCAUGACUUAUACGUGGGCCGCCGGGGACGACCUUUCGAAGCUGAGCAAGGAGCUGAAUUCUUCAGCAGAGGAGAUAAGAGCUGCCAACAACAACAGAGAUUUCAGCGCCGCCGUCUAUAAGCCAAUUCUAGUUCCGGUGGCAGAAAAGCCGCGCCUCGCAGUGCUAUUCUACAACGCCACCAGCAGCUCCGACGGGGGUCGCCGGGGAAAAUUUCAUAAGAAAGACAUCAUUUUAUCAAGCAUGAUCAGUGCUGCUUCGGCGGUGGUGAUUUGUACCUUACUCGUGCUCGCUUGCUGCAAGGUUUCUCCCAAUAAAAUCGUAGCACGAACCACGUCAAACUUGGAAGGCGUCAGGGAGCUUCUGUCGCCUAGGAAGUUAGCUCCCAGCAAGAACCAAGCUUUGAGCCCCAGAGCGAAGGGAAACAAGGUUUUGGCUGGCGUCUCGCAGUUCAUCGAGAAGCCGGCCAUGUUCGACUUCAAAUCCAUCAUGGAAGCCACAAUGAAUCUCAGCUCGGCUUACUGGAUCGAGGGCUCCGUUUACCAAGCCACUCUCAACGGCGAAGUCUACGCGAUCAAGAGAGCGAAAGGCAUCGACGUAGCAGAGGAGUUAAACAUUUUCCAAAUGGUCAACCACACGAAUCUAAUCAAGAUGGCCGGAUUCGCCGUUCACGAAGAUGGGGUCUGCUUCUUGGUGUAUGAGUUCGCGGAGAACGGAUCGUUGGACAAGUGGCUCUUCGCGAAGGCCUCCUCCUCGGACUCCGUCAGCUGCCUGUCGUGGAGGCAGAGGCUCAACAUCGCGCUGGACGUGGCCAGCGGCCUCCAGUACUUGCACGAGCACACGAGGCCGAGCAUCGUCCACGGCGGCAUCAAAUCCAGCAAUGUGAUGCUGGACGCGCACUACAAGGCUAAGAUAUCUAACUUCUCCAAGGCGAAGCCGGCGACAGUGGGGCUGCGGCCGUCAGCGGACGUGUUCGACUUCGGAGUGCUGCUGAUGGAGUUGCUGUCGGGGAGGAGGGACUGCGUGGAGGAAAGGGAGGCGGGGGGAACGAUGUGGAGGGAGAUGAGGGCGGUGCUGGGGGUGGAGGAGAAGGGGGAGAGGCUGAGGAGGUGGAUGGAUCCGAAGUUGAAGGGGCUGUAUCCAGCAGAUGGCGCGGUGACGGUAGCGGGCAUGGCGAGGGCGUGCACACGGGAGGAUCCGGCGGAGAGGUCAAGGAUCAGUGAGAUUGUGUUCGGGCUGACGGUGCUGGCGCAGUCGUGCAGCGACGCUUUCGACAGGGCGUGGGCGGCCAGCUCGGAGGAGACGAUGGCCAUUACGGACGUUGUGGCGCGUUGAUUUCUUGAUUUCGAGGCAGCAGAUUUGGUCAACGUGUAAUUUGGAUAGACCAGGAAUUAGUCAAAGUUUCAUAUUUUUCGUGGUCAAUAUAGAAAAAAGGGCUUUCCUGGUCCAUGUGGGUGGCAUAUGAUAAAGAUCGCAUGGUUUUUUGAAAAAUUAUCAGGGAAAGAUUGAAUUUUUAAGGUUAGGAUCUGUUCUUUAUUAUUAUCGGGGACAUAAUUUAUACACAAUUGAUUAUGAAAUAUGGCUCCGUGUCAGUUGCCAUUUAUUUUUUCAUAAGGAGCAUGGUAGUACAUUUUGAGUUUAUAGAA
Messenger RNA from Zingiber officinale, 2431 nucleotides. Its product is annotated as serine/threonine receptor-like kinase NFP. The record is from RefSeq and is a predicted model, not a curated record. Lineage: Eukaryota; Viridiplantae; Streptophyta; Magnoliopsida; Zingiberales; Zingiberaceae. The transcript has a single exon. Gene Ontology annotation, molecular function: protein kinase activity; ATP binding. Bases 252 to 2120 code for a protein of 622 amino acids. Gene Ontology annotation, biological process: protein phosphorylation.